CAACCAGUUUUGAACCAUGAGAUUGAUACCACCUCAAUGCGAAAUAGUGGAGUUUCUUACGUGGAGAGUAACGUCUGUGAUACUUUACUAACAAGAUAUGAUGAGUAUCCAGAUCUAAUAGUUGAGCCGGAUGGAAGACCACCCAAAGACGAUUUUAAUAUUAUUUCUGGCCGAUUUAUUGUGGACGGCAAACAUCUUGUGCAAGAAUUUAGAUCUUUGGACUACCAUAGAUACGAGUGUGAAAAAAGUGAUAAUGGUUAUAUGACACUGGUGUCUUCAACUUCAAAAUCAUCAGAAUGGACAAUGAAGUUCGUUGUAUGGACAGCUCCACGAACCAGCUGCCAUAAAUGCGUUUCAAGAAAUGGAAGAAAUUCAAGUUCAGCCUUGCGGUUUGUUUGUUGACAAAGAACAUGACUUCUUGGCGGCU
This is a messenger RNA of Nilaparvata lugens (brown planthopper), 427 nucleotides long. RefSeq lists its product as uncharacterized. The record is from RefSeq and is a predicted model, not a curated record. The transcript has 2 exons. Lineage: Eukaryota; Metazoa; Arthropoda; Insecta; Hemiptera; Delphacidae. Bases 37 to 402 code for a protein of 121 amino acids.